ACACACACAUUAUUAAAGGGGCAAAUUCGUAAUUAUGAAUUUAGAUUGUUUCUAACUUUCCACUUCCCACAUGUCUAUCAGGACUCAGGAGCAUUCACAGAUGUUCUCUCUUCUCCAUAAUCAAACAAUCACAAUGUUCUUGUUGUGUUCUUCUCUCUUCUUCACGACAUAGUUGUCUUAUCCUUCUUCUUCACAACCAUAUUCACACAGUGGUAGAUUCUUCUUUAACCUACUUUUUCUCAUUGUAACUAUUUCAAUGGCGUCAACUGUGAAAAUGAUCGGUGUAAUAGGCGGUGGUCAGAUGGGAUCAGGAAUAGCCCAACUAACCGCCAUGCACGGCAUAGAUGUUUAUCUUGUAGAUGUAAACACUCAAGCUCUUUCAACUGCUUCAUCUUCCAUUUCUUCAUCAAUCAACCGUCUUGUUUCCAAAUCACAACUCUCACAAGAUAAAGCUUCUGAUGCUUUUAAACGACUGCGUUUUACUACUGAUUUAAAUGAUCUUUCUCUUGCUGAUUUUAUUAUUGAAGCUAUUGUUGAAUCUGAAGAUGUUAAGAAAUCUUUGUUUCUUCAAUUAGAUAAGAUUGCUAAGUCUUCUGCUAUAUUGGCUUCUAAUACUAGUUCUAUUUCCAUUACUCGUUUAGCAUCUUCUACCUCAAGGCCAAAACAGGUGAUAGGAAUGCAUUUUAUGAAUCCUCCCCCUGUGAUGAAAUUGAUUGAGAUUGUGCGAGGUGCCGACACUUCUGAUGGAACAUUUGCUGCCACAAAAGAACUAUCACAGAGGCUUGGCAAGACAGUAAUAACUUCCCAAGAUUAUUCAGGCUUCAUAGUGAACAGAAUCCUUAUGCCUAUGAUAAAUGAAGCAUUUUAUACUCUUUACACCAAUGUUGCAACCAAAGAAGAUAUCGAUACGGGAAUGAAGUUGGGUACUAAUCAUCCAAUGGGACCUUUAGAGCUUGCAGACUUUAUUGGGUUGGAUGUAUGUGUGUCUAUAAUGAAAGUUCUUCAUGCUGGCCUUGGGGACAAUAAAUAUGCACCUUGCCCUCUACUUGUGCAGUAUGUUGAUGCUGGCAGACUUGGAAGAAAACGAGGUAUUGGCGUGUAUGACUACAGUAAAGAACCGAGGUCUACAAAAUCAUCUUCUCGACUCUAAAAUAUUUGGCUUCCUUGGAAGAAUAAGUUGUCAUCACCACACUUGUACCUUGUUCCAUGUGAUAUUCCUUUUACACAUUCACUACUGACAACUUCAGGUUGCAUGUCUAGUUGAAGAUUAUUGUGAUAAGGUUAAUAAUGUACAAAGAGGGAUAUGCAUACAAAAUAAUGGAAUUGGAUUUCCGGCUGUAACUGCGUCACACAGUUACAGGUCCCAGCCGUCCGAUUUAUAUUGACGGUUGAGAUCAUUUUACUGUGUGAAUUGAUUAUGUGAUUUAGACCAUCCAAUUUUAAAUCAACCGUUGAGAUUUA
Messenger RNA from Trifolium pratense (red clover), 1461 nucleotides. Its product is annotated as 3-hydroxybutyryl-CoA dehydrogenase. Lineage: Eukaryota; Viridiplantae; Streptophyta; Magnoliopsida; Fabales; Fabaceae. The coding region runs from base 257 to 1150 and encodes 297 amino acids. The transcript is spliced from 3 exons. The record is from RefSeq and is a predicted model, not a curated record. Gene Ontology annotation, molecular function: oxidoreductase activity, acting on the CH-OH group of donors, NAD or NADP as acceptor; NAD+ binding. Gene Ontology annotation, biological process: fatty acid metabolic process.